Molecule: messenger RNA, 3442 nt
Organism: Neoarius graeffei (lesser salmon catfish)
Lineage: Eukaryota; Metazoa; Chordata; Actinopteri; Siluriformes; Ariidae
Gene: ablim2
Product: actin binding LIM protein family, member 2
Exons: 21
Coding region: 36-2108 (690 amino acids)
Biological process (GO): lamellipodium assembly; cytoskeleton organization
Cellular component (GO): actin cytoskeleton
Molecular function (GO): actin filament binding
Source: RefSeq, a predicted model, not a curated record
GGAGCAUUCUGUACAGAUGGCAGUACGGGGCUGAGAUGGACAGAUCUACAUCUCCAGUGAUGGCUGGAGGAGCAAUUCAGUCUAAUAUCUAUCAGCAGCUGGACAAUGAAAUGAUUAGAGCGUUUCAGCAGCAGCAGGCUGUACACGGUGUCAUGGAGCAGCAGCAGCCCAAGCCUCAUGCCCAGAGCGGCCCAAUCCUGUGCCAGAACUGUGGCCAGGCCUGCAAAGGCGAGGUGCUGCGGGUGCAGAACAAACAUUUCCACAUCAAGUGCUUCAUCUGUAAAGUGUGUGGCUGUGACCUGGCUCAGGGAGGCUUCUUCGUGCGGCAGGGCGAGUACAUCUGCACUCUCGACUACCAGCGUCUCUACGGCACACGCUGUUUCAGCUGCGAGCAGUUCAUCGAGGGUGAGGUGGUGUCCGCGCUCGGCAAGACCUACCAUCCACGAUGCUUCGUGUGUGCCAUCUGCAAACAGCCGUUUCCUGCAGGCGACCGCGUGACGUUUAACGGGAAAGAGUGCAUCUGUCAGAAAUGCACUCAGCCUCUGCCUGCCAACAGCUCAGCACCCGCUCAGGCUGUCCACAAUUGCUGUGGCUGUGGGAAGGAGUUUAAGAAUGAACAGUCGCUGAUGGCUCUGGAUAAACACUGGCACCUGGGCUGCUUCAAGUGCAAAGUGUGCAACAAAGUGCUCAAUGCUGAGUACAUCAGCAAGGAUGGAAUUCCAUACUGUGAGAUGGACUACCACGCCAUGUUUGGCAUCCAGUGUGAGAACUGUAAGAAGUACAUCACAGGGAAAGUUCUGGAGGCUGGAGAUAAACAGUACCAUCCGACAUGUGCCAGAUGUGUGCGCUGUGAGCAGAUGUUCGGAGAAGGGGAGGAAAUGUACCUGCAAGGUUCUUCCAUCUGGCAUCCUGCGUGCAGACAGGCGGCUCGAAUGGAGGAGAAAAGUAAGGUGACCAGGACUUCCUCUGAGAGCAUCACGUCAGUUCCUGCCUCCAGUGCAUCUGGAUCUCCAAGCAGAGUUAUCUAUGCAAAGCUGGGCGAUGAGUUCCUGGAUUAUAAAGACCUCGCGGCUCUUCCUAAGAUCAAGGCCAUCUAUAACAUCGACAGGCCCGACAUGCUUUCAUACUCCCCUUACGUCAGCUACCCGACAGAGGACAGGACCUAUGUAGAGUCCCCGCAGUUCCUCACUCCGACUCCGACAGAGGGAGAUGGGGAAAAAUCCCCCCGUCAGAGACGACCCUCCAGCCCCAGCUCGAACAGUUCACUGGGCGGUUACGGCCGCUACACGCCGUCCCGCUCGCCACAAACCUACAGCAGACAAGAACAAUAUGCCAGCAGUGGGUACACACCACAACCCGGGAAUUCCAACUCGUUACCCGUGUACACUACGGGUCGAUAUUCCGGCCAGGGUAGGCCCAGAGACUCUUCCUCACUGCCCUUGUACUACAGUAGUGGUGUUCGAAGUAUCCCACAGAAUCUUUCCCUGAACCCCACCACCCUGGCCAUGCUCCAACAGCACAACUACAUCCCAUACUUCAGAGGUAGUGAAAGUGGUCGUAGUACCCCGAGCUUCUCCACCUACUCCGAUGGCAAGUCUCCGUCCUCCACCUACGUGGCUGCACCUAAGCAUUUCCACAUCCCAGCCUCCAGAACCUCCUGGCAGGAUGGAGAUGAUGUGGACAGAAAGACCAGAAUGAGUUGGACUCUUCUAAAGAGUCAGAGUGAUGGACAGUCACCGGACAUCGACCCCAGGACCUCCACACACAGCCUGCCCACGGACAUGUCUCAGCCCAAUUUCCCCUACAAUAAGUCUGCUUCACUCCCAGGCUACGGACAUAACGGCAUCUACAAGGCAGCCGAUCUCGGAGAGGACGAUCACGACUCCACCUGGGGAGCAAUGAGAGAGUACAAGGUGUACCCGUAUGACAUGCUGGCUGUAACACACCGAGUCAGAGUGAAGCUGCCGCGUGAUGUGGACCGCACCAGGCUAGAGAGGCACCUGUCUCCCGACGAGUUCUUCCAGGUGUUUGGGAUGACCAUCGCCCAGUUUGACCGCUUGGCUCUGUGGAAGAGAAACGAACUGAAGAAAAAAGCUCGCUUGUUCUAACCACCGUCACCACCACUACCACCACCGCUACACCCCUGAGUGAACUGAGUGAGAAGAUAAAUGAAGAAUUUCUCCUCAAUCAGUCUACAUUCAUGCAGAGAUGAGAGAAAGAGUGAAAUAUAUAUGAAUAUAUUUAUAUGCAUAUAUAUAUAGAUAUAUAUUCAUCGUACCUGCACUUCCAUUCUGCUGCGCUGCAUACCUGCUGUCAUAACGCUGAAGAACGGAGGAGUGUGUUAUAUACGCCGUCACUUCACAGCCUCGGAGUUAGCCAUGGUAGCUUUCUGUGCAAAUUCCACAUUAUAUCUGUUCUGAUGGGGAAGGGAAACGAUCUACGUGUAUGUGUGUAUGCUAUGCUAUGCUAUGCUAUGGCGCACCCUUCAUGUCGGUUUUUAUCAAAUCAUUUUAUCGGUCGUCUUUUCCUCCAUUUCCCUCAGUCUCCUGUCACAAUCAUUACAUUAUAUAAUUAUCUCAUAGAAAUUAUUUGACAUCAUCCCGAUUCAACAAUUAAAAUCCGAAAUUAAAAAUGGGGUACACUAGGAGUCCGUGUCUGUCCCCAAGGUACAAUCUACAUGAAUAUACGUUGUACUCUAGGGCUCAUUAAUGGACCUCAAGUCCACUAACUAUGUGCUUUUUUUUAUAGCCAAAAAGGUGCAUACAUGUUCCCAAGCAGGAUAUAAAUGACAGGGAAGAGUGGGGAGACUUGGGACAGGGAGACUUGGGACUGUUUGUAUUCCUAUACAUUUUCACCCAAUCAGGUUUGAGAUUCCAUCAGAGGUUCGACGUGGCCCUGAGAGUAACCGACUUCCUUUGGAGCCGAAGCUGGACGCUGCAGCGAGCUUUGUGUAGUUUGAUAUUUUAUCAACUAAAACUUAAAAGUAUUUUCUCCUCCACCUCCAUUCUGUGGUGUAAUCUUUUCUGGUGAAUUGAGGAUUUGUUAAGAAUUAAAGUCUGUAGCCUCGAGUUACCAGAUAUAGUAUUAUUUAUUAAACUUAAAUCCUGGGGGAAACGUUGGGACAGUUCAUCAUGUUACCUGGCUUUUUCUUGUGGUUUACAAACAUAAAAUUGUUUAAAAAUGUUUGUUAAAAAUGUGGGCGUGUCCCUGCAGGAGGAUUAAUCUCAUUUCAUUCCUUCUUGAGAAUGGAACUGUUUUGUCGAGUCAGGUUUUGGGUAAACAGACAUUUUUCUAUCACUGUACCAGCCAGGCCCGUUUCAAGCUAUUUGGGGGCCCUAGGCAAAGGGGGAUCUGGGGCCCAUAAUUAUCCCCCCCUCGACGAAAGGCCUUAUGGCCGCCUACCCACUGAAGACUUAAUAAAUAAACAUCACACACAUUGUAA